AUGCACGCGCUCUUCGUCCAGCGCGCGGUAGAGACGUUGGAGAACUUCCUUGCGUUGGUGGAUUCACUUCCGGAUGACGUGGUGGUUCGUGCUGAGAUUGCAGAUACUUACUCCGAGGCGGCCGCGGGCGCGCGCCGCGCGGUGUCGGAGGCGGCCUCGGGGGACCUGGCAGGACCGAGCCCUCGCGGCUGCCCGCAGGGCACUCGCGCUGGCCCUCGCGAUCUCCCACGACGACACCGUUGUGGCCGCCAUGUACUUUUCGUGGGAGUUCAAGUACGGGCCCCGCUGGAUCUGCCACUCUGCCUGCCCAUCGCCAUGCCAAUCUGCAUCGGCCUCUGGCGGCAGGCAAAGCACGCGCGGGCGGCCCGCGCGCUGCGCCUGCGCGGCGCGAGCGAGGUGUCCUGA
This is a messenger RNA of Prorocentrum cordatum, 405 nucleotides long. Lineage: Eukaryota; Dinophyceae; Prorocentrales; Prorocentraceae. The record is from the annotation of a GenBank genome assembly.